This is a messenger RNA of Chara braunii, 989 nucleotides long. NCBI's taxonomy places the organism in Eukaryota, Viridiplantae, Streptophyta, Charophyceae, Charales, Characeae. The record is from the annotation of a GenBank genome assembly.
CGUGGGAGGGGUCGUCGUUGAAUCGUAGUUAUUAAUCAUUGCGAAUUAGUGCAUGUGUUCAAACCUGCUUAGAUCGUUGUAGAACCGGGUUUGGAGUCGUCAUACAUGGCGAACAACGGAAGAGGUGGUAAGUGCUUUGACUGUGGUGGUGACGGACAUUUCGCCCGCGAAUGCCCUUCGGCCCGAGGUAGCCAGAAUGGGGGCGGAGGAGGAGGUGGAGGGGGAGGAGGAGGAGGUGACACUCCAUUUGCGUCACGGUUUUGGACACCAAGGCGGCCACAGGAAGACGCGGAAGAAUGGGAGUUUAUCCGGCAGAUGAUUGCCGAGAAAAGGGAGGAACAAGCUAGAAAAAAGGAAUUCGAGGAGAGGAGGAAGAUGAAUGAGCUGAUUAGAUCAGAGAUCGAGAGAAACUCUGAGGCGAUAGAACCGAGGGUUAUGUCAAAAAUCGAUAGACAGUACCUAUGUGCUCGCGAUGCAGUGCGUAGGGAGGAAAUCAGAUCCCCAUUUCUUUGUACUCUCGUACGAAAGGAGAAAGAGGGGGAAGACAUGGAUUAUGCGGGUAAAGGGUUGGAGGGGAUUGAAGACGAGAUCGCCAAACUAUAUGAGAUCCGAGAGCGUAAACGCAAGGGGAAAGCGAUUUCCGGAUUGGAGGCACACAGAUUUAGACAACCGGUGUUUCACCGCGAGGAGGAUGCACCGAUGGCGGCUGAAUCGUCUAGGAUGGGGGAGGAGUGGCCGCGAACUAAGGUUGCAGCAGGAUCUGGACCGGAGGGGAUUUUGGCCUUUGUGCAAGCGCAAAGGAAACUGCUCAUUUCCAAGAACAAAGAUCAGCUGAAGACUAUCUGUAAGAAUGAGGGGGUGCAGUAUACCACGAAGGCACCCACAAUCGACAGGAUCAUUGAAGUGCGCACUAAAUGUGGCUAGGAAGGGUUUGUUCUUACCCCAGGAUCAUCGGCUCCCGCAUCUCAUGAUGAUGAGUGUACACCGAC